UCGGGAGCUGCUUGGCGCUGCUGGAGUACAGCAGGCAGAGUUCUUUCAGCAUUAGAGCUUUGUGACGGGUAGAAAGUGCCUUUUUAUUUCUCCAAACCUGUUCCCUAGUAGACCUUCAAAAUGAUUGGCGUGAAUAGUGUUCAGAGUGCCAGCAAGGUACGGGUGAGGACCUCGGGUUCUGUGAAGUACUCCCGAGAGGAUUCUAUCCGGCGGCAGUCCCACCGGUCAAAGUCCAUGAAAAUUUCCAACUCCUCAGAGUUUUCUGCUAAGGAGACCAAGGCGCUGUAUAACUCAAUCAAGAACGAGAAGCUCGAGUGGGCAGUAGACGAUGAAGAGAAGAAAAAGCCUCCCUCAGAAGGUACUGAUGAGAAGGCCAAUGGAACACACCCAAAGACCAUCAGUCGUAUUGGGAGCACAACUAACCCGUUUUUGGACAUUCCUCAUGACCCAAAUGCUGCUGUAUAUAAAAGUGGAUUUUUGGCUCGCAAAAUCCAUGCAGAUAUGGACGGAAAGAAGACUCCAAGAGGAAAGCGAGGAUGGAAAACCUUCUACGCUGUCCUGAAGGGAACAGUUCUUUACUUACAAAAGGAUGAAUACAAGCCAGAGAAGGCUUUGUCUGAAGAGGACUUGAAAAACGCAGUGAGUGUGCACCAUGCUUUAGCGUCCAAGGCCACGGACUACGAGAAGAAACCAAACGUGUUUAAACUCAAGACUGCAGACUGGAGGGUCUUGCUUUUCCAAACCCAGAGUCCUGAGGAAAUGCAAGGGUGGAUAAGCAAAAUUAACUGUGUGGCGGCCGUCUUUUCUGCACCACCAUUCCCAGCAGCCAUUGGCUCUCAGAAGAAGUUUAGCCGCCCACUUCUGCCAGCCACCACAACAAAGUUGUCCCAGGAGGAACAGCUGAAAUCCCAUGAAAGCAAGCUGAAGCAGAUCACCGCUGAGCUGGCCGAGCAUCGCUCCUAUCCCCCAGACAAGAAGGUGAAAGCCAAGGAUGUCGAUGAGUACAAGCUCAAAGAUCACUAUCUGGAGUUUGAGAAAACCCGUUAUGAAAUCUACGUCAGCAUUCUGAAAGAAGGAGGCAAGGAGCUCCUGAGCACUGAGGGAAACGAGGCAGUGGGACUGAAGAAAUCGCACUCAAGCCCCUCCCUGAACCCAGAUGCGUCUCCAGUCACUGCCAAGGUCAAGCGCAACGUGUCAGAGAGAAAGGACCACCGACCUGAAACACCCGGCAUUAAGCAAAAAGUUACUUAGAAUCCAUCCGUGGCCAGGGAGUACUGGUCAUGGAGCAAAAUAGGGUUUUUCAAGAUCUUUCUGGUAAUCCGUGAAUAUAUUUAAAAAAUAGUCUGUGACUAAAUGGUGCAUUAGUAAGCUUUUACAUUGUAUAUUUUUGUUAGUUUUUGUACAGGUGUCUUUGCUCUUGAGUUCCUUGCUUUUGAUGAUUUGGGCAACUUUAUAACUAAUGCACCUUUUGUGAGGGGCAGAGGAUUACAGAUCCUUUCUCCUUCAGCUCUCUCUUAUUUGCACUUCUGCACAGUUAUUUUAUGUAUUCCGAUCAACUGUUGUACUUUUUAUUUUAUUUUAUU
Messenger RNA from Acomys russatus (golden spiny mouse), 1583 nucleotides. RefSeq names its product PH and SEC7 domain-containing protein 3-like. Gene Ontology annotation, molecular function: phospholipid binding; protein binding. The transcript has 8 exons. Lineage: Eukaryota; Metazoa; Chordata; Mammalia; Rodentia; Muridae. The coding region runs from base 121 to 1251 and encodes 376 amino acids. The record is from RefSeq and is a predicted model, not a curated record.